CAGGCUUGGCACACAAAGCUGGUUAUGGGGCAUAGAGGUGGAGUUCGGGAAAGUGUCAUCUAGGAGAUUUCCUUCCAUCCAGACAAGAAGUUUGCUGCCGGUCUCCGCUGGAAAGCUGGGUCUGGGAAGGACAUUGGCCACAGCAACAAAUGAGGAGGACAUAGGAGCACUUGUACCCUGGCACACUGAUCUGGAGCACUUGCCAUCUGUCAGAUGCGGGCACAGAAGUGGGAGUGAGGGUGCUGGGUGGUGCUGAAGAGUCGGGUGUAUGUGGAUUUAUCAGGAGGGUCCAGGUCUAGGUGUUCUGGUUGAAUCAUGAUGGUCCAUUGUGCUGGCUGUGAGAGGCCCAUCCUGGAUCGCUUCCUCCUCAAUGUCCUGGACCGGGCUUGGCAUGUCAAAUGUGUCCAGUGCUGUGACUGCAAAUGUAACCUCACUGAGAAGUGCUUCUCCAGAGAGGGCAAACUCUACUGCAAGACAGACUUCUUCAGGAGAUUCGGUACAAAAUGUGCAGGGUGUUCUCUUGGAAUCUCUCCCAGUGACCUGGUGCGGAAGGCCAGGAACAAAGUUUUCCACUUGAAUUGCUUUACCUGUAUGGUGUGUAACAAGCAGCUAUCUACUGGGGAGGAACUCUACAUCAUAGACGAGAACAAGUUUGUCUGCAAGGAGGAUUAUGUGAGCGCCAGCAGCCUGAAAGAGGGCAGCCUCAACUCAGUGUCCUCUUGUACAGACAGAAGUUUAUCUCCAGAUCUUCAAGAUCCAAUACAGGAUGAAAGUAAAGAGACAGAUCAUUCCACUUCUUCUGAUAAGGAGACUGCCAACAAUGAGAACGAGGAGCAGAAUUCUGGUACCAAAAGAAGAGGACCUAGGACCACCAUUAAAGCAAAGCAACUAGAGACCCUCAAGGCAGCAUUUGCAGCAACUCCAAAACCGACAAGGCACAUUCGAGAACAGUUAGCACAGGAAACAGGACUUAACAUGCGGGUGAUUCAGGUUUGGUUUCAAAAUAGGAGAUCCAAGGAGAGGAGAAUGAAACAACUCAGUGCUUUAGGUGCUAGAAGACAUGCUUUUUUCAGAAGCCCAAGACGAAUGAGGCCAUUGGGCGGAAGGCUUGAUGAGUCGGACAUUCUUGCAUCUGGCCCUUACAGCUACUAUGGAGAUUACCAAGGAGAUUAUUACGGAAGUGGAAACUAUGAUUUUUUCCCUCACGGUCCUCCAUCCUCCCAGACACAAUCCCCAGCAGAUUCCAGCUACUUACAGAAUUCAGGGCCAGGUUCUACCCCUCUUGGUCCUUUAGAACCACCACUAGCUGGCCACCACCCUUCAGAAAACCAAAGAUAUGCGGACAUGAUAUCUCAUCCUGAUACACCCAGUCCAGAGCCUGGCAUGCCAGGCUCACUCCAUCCAAUAUCUGGGGAAGUCUUCGGCAGUGGUCCAAGUCCGCCAUUUUCUAUGUCUAGCAAUAGUGGCUUUAAUGGUCCUAUACCCCAUCAAAACCCUGACAUUAAUGAGGCCACAGUGUGGUAAUACUCAGAAGCUUGGGGGAUAAACUUACUCUCGUCAUUGACCACUCAUCAAGCAUUUGUUUUUUAUUUCAUCCUUUCAAAGUGAUAGGACAAAGACUCAAUCCUGAAUAGAGUAUAAGCUGUCCUGGAGUACCUCCUGCUCUACAACACAACGCCCCAUGCUGAGCUCGAAAGGAACACUCCUCUGACAAAAGGGACAAAGUAAAAACCAAAACAAAAAAGUACAGACACAACCAAAAGCCAAUUCCCUGACAGUAGACCACCAGCCUGUCUCCUUGUAUCUCAUCCUGAAAUACUGGACCAUUAUAUCGGGAUAAGAUUCUUCAUUGGGACCAAGAUGGCACUGAAACCAAAUUCACCUCCAUGGCUGUUGAAUAGACUGCCUCCUCCCUCUUAUUGGAAAGCCAGUGAAACUACUAGUUUACCACAUGGAUUGGGACCAAUACUCCUACUAUAACUUUCUAUUACUAGUGUCUUCUGAGCCACUUCCAAAAGAUGCUAAGAAGAGGAAAUAAUUUAGCAUUCGGAUCAUCAGCAAAAAGCUUCUAUUCCAAAUAAUUUAUUUCAUUUGUGUUUUGCAGUUCUUUAUAGAAUUUUCUAUUGAAACUAUACGGAAGAAAAUAUUCAAUCAGACGCCAAACCUCACCGUCACUAAUGGGAUAGAAAAAAUAAAGUUCACUUUUAUUUCUCCUGCAUCAGCUGUGAUGCUGGGCAGUACUUGCAGCAAUAAGUAAUGUUAGCAGACCUGUACAUGCUAAUGUGAUGGAUUGGAUUUAGAUAUUGCUCCCACCUCAAGUUUUUGCAUUGAUUAAAUUCUUAGCUGGUAUUAACCCAGUGUGCUUAAGAAAUGGGUGUCACAUAUAUAACCCUUAUGUUCUUACAAUCGGAUGAUAAAAAGCAAUGAAGAAAGAAAAACCCUUUAAAAUAGUUCAUGAGGCUUAAAUUGAUCUGUUUGAUGUAUAUCAACAAUGUGGUGUUAGGAUGUCCUCUAGUGGCAAGUUUGUAGGAUUUGUCUCUCACUGAUACUAGGCAAAAAGUCACCUUUAUUACUCAUGCACCUCCAAGAAAUUGUGCGCAAAUAUGUUUUAUUUUUUAUUUUUUUUUAUAUAACCUCCCAACCCUCAACAAAAUAAUUUAUAGGAGACGAGAGGAGGGGGCAGUAUGGAAGCCCCUUUUGCUGUACUAUAAUUUGAGAAGCUUCUAAGCUUCACCUUUACUUAUUUUGUAUAAAGAAAUGAAAAAAUAAAGUACGUUUUGUGUUUCAU
This is a messenger RNA of Hyla sarda, 2788 nucleotides long. It is a transcript of the gene LHX5, whose product is annotated as LIM homeobox 5. NCBI's taxonomy places the organism in Eukaryota, Metazoa, Chordata, Amphibia, Anura, Hylidae. The coding region runs from base 316 to 1524 and encodes 402 amino acids. The record is from RefSeq and is a predicted model, not a curated record. Gene Ontology annotation, molecular function: RNA polymerase II transcription regulatory region sequence-specific DNA binding; DNA-binding transcription factor activity, RNA polymerase II-specific. Gene Ontology annotation, cellular component: nucleus. The transcript is spliced from 5 exons. Gene Ontology annotation, biological process: neuron differentiation; regulation of transcription by RNA polymerase II.